Halichondria panicea is the source of this 3197-nucleotide messenger RNA. Its product is annotated as centrosomal protein of 104 kDa-like. The transcript has 27 exons. The record is from RefSeq and is a predicted model, not a curated record. Bases 111 to 3020 code for a protein of 969 amino acids. Lineage: Eukaryota; Metazoa; Porifera; Demospongiae; Suberitida; Halichondriidae. Gene Ontology annotation, cellular component: cilium.
UUUAACUCCCUCUUCACUGAAUAAGCCAAGUUUCAGCAAAGAGAGAACAAGCAGAGAGCAGAGAUAGUUAUCUCUGCAGAGAGCAAGAAGGCAUCCAGAGGUGUCACGUCAUGCCAAAGAAAAUACAAUUUCGAGUUGUGUACUGCACCGGUUGGGAAGAUGACUACCCUCCAAAGGACCUGGAGGUACACAGUCCAUUCAUCAAGGGAUGGAGAUCUCCAAGGUACUGCCUCUACCCCCAGGAGCUGGUGCUGCGAAUGGACCCUCCUGCAAGAGUGAGGAAACUGCAGCUUCUCUCACAUCAAUACAUGAUUGCUUCCAAGAUUGACCUGUAUGUUGGUGAGCUACCUUCGGACACUCACACGUCUCUUGAGGCUGCCCACUUCAAGAGGCUGGGUUACGUCUCACUGUCGGACAAUGAGCAGACUGGAUACAGGUCUAGAGAGUUGAAAUCUGUCAAUCUGGACUGUGCUGGUCACCUCAUCAAGCUGGUGCUGCAGCCCAACCACAUCAACAGGCUCAACCUCUUCAAUCAGGUGAGCUUGGUGGCUCUUAAUGUGAUUGGGGACCAACACUCGUUGCCUAGAGUGGGAGUGAGCAGCUCACUACCAAAACAUCCCAGUCACUACAUCGAGAAAAGCAAGGCAGAUCCUCUGUCUGAAGUGAUCCACUCGUACCUGCCCUCCGUGCACCAGUCACAUGACAAUACCGGGGACCCUAUUCUCAUGGGAACCAUCAACAAACCUGCCCAUAUUUCCCUCAUGGAUGACCUCUGUUUUGCUGUGGCCCAAGACCCACAAACUGCCGACCUCAUCAGAGUCUUAGACACCAAGAAGAAAACUGCAGUUAGAGACGAAGAGUUUCAAUAUGCUAAGCAGCUCAAACUGGUCAUUGAAGAACUACAAAAGAUUGGAGAGGUCCUUUGCAGAUAUGAGGUGGAGAAGAAGCUUGCCAUAGAGAGAGAAGACUACGACACAGCCAAACAAAAGAAGGCCCAGUUGGAUGUUAUACGGAAGCAAAUGUAUGAGCAACUAGACAUCCAGGGCUUAAUGAACAAUGGCUCAGCUCGCAGUGGGACCAGUGCCCUCCAUCACGAGAGCAGCAGUCAUCCUAGAGUCAAACGAAACACACCUUUUGAUCUCGAACAACAACAACAAGAGUCUGCCGGUGUUGGGCGCACCCCCCUCAACCUGCCCCCCAUCAGCCCUCGAGGCCCCACAGAGCAGGUUUCCCCCCUCAGCCUUCCCCCUAUCAGCCCUCGGGGCCCUACGGAGCAGGUUUCCCCCCCUUCUCGCACACACCAUACCGAGGACAGACCACUACCGGCUCUCGUUUCCAAGGCAGAUAAGUUGGAGACUGCGGAAGAAGUGGAUGCCAACGUCAGUGGUGAGAAUGGUGGAGCUCGUGAUGGUGGUGACCCUGGUGAUGGUGGUGAUGGUAGUGGAGCUAGUUACAGUGGUGACCCUGGUGAUGGUAGUGGUGCUCGUGGUGAUGAUGGUGGGGAUGUUUCCGAUAAACCUGAGCCAUUAUCAGAAGUGCAGCUCAACAAAGUCUCUGUAGCCUUGGAUUUCUUUGGAAUGGAACUGUUAGAGCUGAUCUUCUCGAAGCAGUAUAGUUUCCGUGAGAAGGGACUGACAGAGUUAUUAUCUGUUCUGGAAGGGAAAGGGGAGGAGUCCCGUAAAGAGACUAACAGUCUGGUCCGAGCGUCCUGUGAGGUACUGAGCAAGGCACUCAAGGACAAGGUCAUGUCGACAUUUGGGCUUGGUCUUGAGCUGCUGAACCACCUAGUGGGACCCUUCGCCCAAAAGCACAAACUAGGAAAAUCAGAGCUCAGCUUAAUCGUCGAUAAGGUUAUGCCCCUGCUGCUCAGUAGAACUGGAGAUACGGCACCCAGGAUAAUUGCUGCAGCGAUUAACCAGAUCUCAGCACUGGCAGAGCACCACCAAAUCAAGACCUAUGCUAUGGUAGGCCCUCUACUGGUCCAGCCAUUCAAACAGAAGAAAAUUCCCUGGAAAUUGGCCCAGAGUCGAGUGGAACUGUUAGACAGGUUCUAUCACAAUGUCGGGUUUGAGUCCAGUGGAAUCGACUUCAAAGUUGUCAUGAAGUUUCUGAAUCCUCUGCUGAGUCACCCUAAUGGCACAGUGAGAGAGCCUGCCAUCAAGCUGGUUCUUGACCUGUACAAGCAGUAUGGCAACGAAGUCCGGCUGCUGCUACCAGUACCCGACGAUGCUGCCUCUCGUAGGAAGACACUCUGGAAGACCAUCUUUGAGGGCUUUGAUCGUAUCGACGGAGUGCCAACACAGGCAGAGAAAGAGGCUGUCCGUGUGGCUGCUGAGAAAGCCAAGAAUAAAGAGAUUCAGAAGCUGCAAGGAGAAGUGGAAGCCCUUCGACAACUGGCUGCUCAAGGAAAUGUUGUGAAGGAAGAGGAGGUGGAGAGUGUAUCGGAACAGGCCUCUGUCUCAGCGGGUGGCCCCCCCACGGCGGACACGAGUACAGAGGACAAUAGCACUACCAGUAAAACCAGUGACAAUAUCGACACGACGUGUGUGUUCUGUGGAGAGCAGCGUAGAGAGUUUGCUGAGAGUGGGAUGGAGUCGCACUACCUCCAGCGCUGCCCCAUGCUUCAGUCAUGUCCUUACUGCUCUCAGGUGAUAGAGAUUUCUGGACUCACAAAGCACUGGCUGAAUGAGUGUGGGGCAAAGUCAAAGUUCAAGGAGUGCCCUCACUGCCGAGAGGCGCUCCUAGAAAAACAAUAUGAAGGUCAUGUGACCAGCUGUCGGGGGAAGACGCUGGCGGGCGGGCACACUCUGUGUCCUCUGUGUCACUCAAGAGUGCAGGAUGGAGAGGAGAGCUGGCGGGGUCACCUAAUGGGCAAUGCCCCGAAGGCAUGUCAGAAGAACCCUCGUAGGAAAGGGGCUCCCCCUAAGAGGCCAGUCGGACUGAAGAAAACUACUACUGGUAGAGGAACAAAUAUUCCCAAACCAGGGGGGCGGGGCCCUAAUAAGAUUAGAACAAAGUAACUGAACCUUUUUCAUCCCUCAUAACGCGCAAUUUUGCGUAUGUAAUAAUUAUCUGAUUAUCAUUCAUUAUUCAGUUCAAUUCUUACACUCUGUGGCCUUAUACGUAUAUACAUAUAUCGUACCAUUAUACCAUUAUACAUGACUAUAAUAUUAUUAUAUAAUUAUUAUUCACUGUUA